Quercus robur (English oak) is the source of this 1678-nucleotide messenger RNA. RefSeq names its product protein kinase PINOID 2. Bases 61 to 1560 code for a protein of 499 amino acids. The transcript has 2 exons. The record is from RefSeq and is a predicted model, not a curated record. NCBI's taxonomy places the organism in Eukaryota, Viridiplantae, Streptophyta, Magnoliopsida, Fagales, Fagaceae. Gene Ontology annotation, molecular function: protein serine/threonine kinase activity; ATP binding. Gene Ontology annotation, biological process: protein phosphorylation. Gene Ontology annotation, cellular component: cytoplasm; plasma membrane; nucleus.
AGCCACAUUACAUAAUUCAUGCGCUAAAACCCACAAAGGCUCUGUGACUGUCUAUAUAAAAUGCCUGAGAAAGCAAGCCAGGUAGCAAACCUCACACACUCACACAUACACAAUAUUACAUGUUCCACAGCAACAACAACAAUGGCCACCAUAGCCAGAGAUGAAUCAGACUAUGAUAGUAGUUGCUCCUCAAUAACCGUGCCAGACUCAAGCCGUAGUUGGAUGAGUAACCUCAGCUUUGGUAGCCGAAGGAGCUCAGUCUCUGUAUGCUCCUCCACUGACACUUCUGUUUUAAGCUCUCACAAACCCCACAAGGCUAACCAAGCCGCAUGGGAAGCCAUGAGGAGGCUCCAGAGCUCAAAAGGCCGAGUUGGGCUUGACCAUUUUCGGCUUCUACGUAGGCUUGGAAGUGGUGACAUAGGGAACGUGUACCUUUGCCAGAUAAGGAACCCUGUGGUGGGGUUGCCACAGUGUUUUUACGCCAUGAAAGUGGUGGACAAAGAAGCACUUGCUAUAAGGAAGAAGCUACAGAGGGCUGAGAUGGAGAAGGAGAUUUUGGGUAUGCUUGAUCACCCUUUCUUGCCAACUUUGUAUGCUGAGUUUGAGGCUUCUCAUUACUCUUGCUUGGUCAUGGAGUUUUGCCCUGGUGGAGAUUUGUAUGCUGCUCGACAACGCCAGCCAGGAAAGCGAUUUUGCAUUUCAUCUGCUAAGUUUUAUGCUGCUGAGACACUCCUUGCACUAGAGUAUCUCCACAUGAUGGGUAUAGUUUACAGAGACCUUAAGCCAGAAAAUGUGCUGGUCAGAGAAGAUGGCCACAUUAUGCUUUCGGAUUUCGAUCUUUCACUCAAAUGUGAUGUUGUUCCCAAGCUCCUAAGGGCAAACCAUACUUUGGAUCCCAAUGACAAGGAUGUAAAGUGUUUGACACCUUCUUGUGUUGCCCCCAUGCAACCUGUGCUUUCAUGUUUCUCAGCUUCCACCAAGAAAAAGAAAGCUAAUAAUGUUACAACAAUAACAAAUCAAGUUGGUGUCCUAGAACUUGAUCCAGAACUAGUGGCUGAGCCAAUAAAUGCUCGUUCCAAGUCCUUUGUUGGAACACACGAGUACUUAGCACCCGAGGUGAUAUCAGGUCAAGGCCAUGGGAGUGCUGUGGAUUGGUGGACUUUGGGGGUGUUCUUGUAUGAAAUGUUAUUUGGGAGAACACCUUUCAAAGGUGAAAACAAUGAGAAAACCCUCAUCAACAUCCUUAGACAGCCACUAGCUUUCCCAAGGAUUGGUGUUAGUAGCAGCAAAGAAUUUGAAGAGAUGGUGAAAGUUCAAGACCUUAUUAGCAAGCUGUUAGUGAAGAAUCCCAAGAAGAGAAUUGGAAGCUUAAAGGGUUCUGUUGAGAUCAAGAGGCAUGAGUUUUUCAAGGGUGUGAAUUGGGCUUUGAUUAGGUCAGUCAGACCACCUGAAGUCCCUAGUGAUCUACACAAGUUUAGGAGUAGAGCUUUGUUACCAAAGUUAAGCAAGAAAGAGAGGGAUCAACCAUAUCAAAUCCCUCAUCAUUUUGACUACUUCUAACUGUAGAUGUAAAUAAAAUUAGGUAAAACAGGAAGCAAAUAUCAUGUAUGACACCAAAGAAAGAGUUGUUAUCCUCUGUUUUCCCUACUAAUGAUAAGGAUUAAAACAAUUGAUGUAA